AUGGUGGCCGAACAGAGGGGACGUCCCGGUCGCAUCGAACGGCAACGAUCGUGCUCCUCCGAAGCAGCGUUCGAGCAACAGCAGCGCUCGUCGGGAAGUCAGCUCAUCGUCGUAGCGAACCGGUAAGCGAACUGAGCGUCCUUGGCUUCGAGGGGGCUUCUCACUGGCCUCUGUUGUGCUGACUUCACGUGCAAUUCUAACUACCUCUUUCGGUACUCGUCAACCGCCGCGCGUUGCCGCGGGCGUUGCUGCAAUUCCGUCAACGCUCUCCACUCAAAUCGGAACAUCCGCCCUCGCCUCCUCGAUUGUGGAUCAAGACUGCCGGUCUCUGUGAUUGCCGACCCGACUGCUGAGGGCGGUUACCGCUUUGUCCCGUCCAGUGGGGGGCUCGCCUCGGCGUUAUCGGGGUGCAAGAAACGCAUGGAUUUCGUGGUGAGUCACGGCUCCGAGGACAUGGACGAAUGGCUCGUCUGCCGUCGGAGCAGCGCCUUCGGCUACUGGAUGGAAUUCAGGCGCUGCGCCGUCGCAAUCCGAAGCAUCGAGGGUUUUGACUUGCCACAAGCCUCCACUAUUGAGCAUGCAAAUUCCUGGUGCUGACUCCGCGCUUCUUGCCUGCUUGAAAUUUGUGUCAUCGCGCAUGAUCACACAGUGGAUCGGCUGGCCAGGUAAGCAAGCGUCCAGCAUUGGCCGGGGCACAUGCAGCGGUCCUGCAGGACAGGCGUACUAAUCCUCGAAUUUUCUGGGGUUUCGGGGCACUCCAGGUUUUGAUGUUCCUGAAGUCGAUCGAGACUUCAUCACCAAGAAACUGCAGACCGAAUUUUCCUGCAGCCCCGUGUAUUUGUCGGCGGAGGUAGCUGAGCGUUACUAUAAUGGUUUUUCAAACAGCAUCCUCUGGCCCCUAUUUCACUGUAAGUCUCGCUGCGGAGCCAAACUCUUCACUGGUCGUUGCAGCGUACGAAUGCAUUUUGAUGCGUUCUUACUCCAGAUCAUCCGGGAGAGAUGUCCUUCGACGAAACCGACUGGCUCGCUUACAGGCAAGCAAAUUUAUUGUUCGCGGAGACUGUGCAAAAGCUCGUGCAGUCCGGCGAUAUUGUUUGGGUUCAAGGUGAGCUACCUGAUGCUCAUAUACCAGGCAACGAAUCUACUGAUAAUCCGGGAUGCCUUCGGCUUCUAUCUUGCCUAGACUACCACCUAUGUCUCGUCCCGCUCUUUCUGCGCGAUCUGCUUGGCCGAAGUCCCGCGUCGAUGGGGGAGGACGCGCAAGGAAGCGUUGCUGGCAUGUUUCAGGGUCUGACCCUAGGACCACAAGCGGCCUCUCCUAGGCCGGGAAGCGAAGAACCGACCGGAGUGAACGGGACACACAGCCGCACUGUGAUCUCGCAAGUACAGAUUGGGUUUUUCCUUCACACGCCGUUCCCGAGUUCUGAAGUCUUCCGGUGAGCCUUGCAGGUUUGAGCCAACGUAAUGUAGGCCAUGAACUGACACUAGAAUUCUGGACGUCACAUGAGUGUUCUGCCUGUCCGGCGGGAAAUUCUCCUUGGAAUGCUCAAUUGCGAUCUCAUCGGCUUUCACACCUACGACUACGCUCGACACUUCUUGUCCAGCGUAUCUCGGUUACUGGGGCUCAGGUCUUUACCCAACCGUCAGUUUCGCCCUCAUUGACCUUUGUGUCUGUAGACGUGGAAGUCUCCCUGACAAACUGAACCACACUGCAGGCGUCGAGUUAGUGGGCCGACAUGCCACCGUGGGGACGUUUCCCAUCGGCAUUGAGCCGAGCACGUUUUUCGAUGUAUGCCAGAUUUGCCUGUGUCGGAUAUUCCCCUCAACAGCUGACAUGGUCUGCCACCCCUGGUCGGCCCCGCAGUGCCUCUCGCGCGAUUCGGUUGUGCAACGCAUCGCUGCGCUACGCCGCCGUUUCGAGGGCGUCAAGAUCAUCGUCGGUGUUGAUCGCUUGGACUACAUCAAAGGCGUUCCGCAAAAACUUCUUGCGAUGGAGGAGUUCCUAGAUGAUCAUCCUGAAUGGAUCGGCAAAGUUGUAUUGGUCCAGGUCGCGGUUCCAUCCCGUCAAGACGUCGAAGAGUAUCAGAACUUGCGUGCCUCGGUCAAUGAACUCGUUGGCCGCAUCAAUGGACGCUUUGGCACAGUCGAAUUCAUGCCUAUACAUUUCAUGCACCGCAGCAUCCCCUUCGAGGAGCUCACAGCUCUGUAUGCAGUCAGCGAUGCGUGUCUGAUCACGUCAACAAGAGACGGAAUGAAUCUGGUCAGUUGAAUUUCCUCAGGCCCAUUUGCAGUUUUGAAGUUUGACCUCACGCGGCUCAAACUUCCCAGGUCGCCUACGAAUAUGUUGCCUGUCAGCAAGAGCGUCACGGAGUGCUUAUCUUGUCUGAAUUCGCGGGUGCUGCUCACUCGCUCAAUGGUUCCCUCAUCGUAAACCCUUGGAACACUGGAGAAACCGCCGCAGCGAUCAAUCGCGCCAUGACCAUGGACACCGCCACUCGACAGAAGAACCACAGUCAGCUAUUCCGAUACGUCAGCAAAUACACAGCUGCACAUUGGGUCAGUGGAGCGCAAUGGCAGAAGCUCGUGAUGAAGUGCUCUGAUGCACAACUCCCACCCAUCCCGUCCCCAGGGCACAGAGUUUGUUGCAGAGUGAGUUAGAAUGACGCCACGGCGCCUUCCUCUAUAAGUUUGUUGUGACUGAUAAAAUGCUCAAUUUGUUCUUCCAGAUUAAUGGGAAUAGCAGAAAAGGCCGACGCAGAUUCAGGGUUCAAUCCGUCUGGUAAGUGCACGAAUGCAUGA
Molecule: messenger RNA, 2799 nt
Organism: Microbotryum saponariae
Lineage: Eukaryota; Fungi; Basidiomycota; Microbotryomycetes; Microbotryales; Microbotryaceae
Source: the annotation of a GenBank genome assembly